Molecule: messenger RNA, 807 nt
Organism: Anopheles darlingi
Lineage: Eukaryota; Metazoa; Arthropoda; Insecta; Diptera; Culicidae
Product: serine protease gd-like
Exons: 1
Biological process (GO): proteolysis
Molecular function (GO): serine-type endopeptidase activity
Source: RefSeq, a predicted model, not a curated record
UUCUUCCUCUGGCUUUUCAGGACCUGCGGUACCGUCGCUAGUUUUAAAAGUCGACUCUCGAUCAAGGGCAUUCGUUCGGCAAAGGGACAAUUCCCGUGGACGGCACCGCUCUUCAAUACUGUUAUAUCGACCAAGCCUAAGUACAUAUGCGGUACCAGCAUAAUUACCCGGCGUCAUUUCUUAACGGCAGCCCACUGUGUAUACUACGAAAACGGUAUACAACGACCACCUAACCACUUUGUGGUCGUGCCGGGGAUGUACAAUAUCGAUAGUUUCUUCGAUGAGGACAACCAGCUGCGGGACCUGUCGCGAAUAUCCGUGCACGAGGAUUACUUCCACGAGGAAGAUAUGUUAACCGAUUCCGAUAUAGCCGUGCUGGCCGUCUCACAGCCGAUUGCCUACAAUGACCUGGUGCGCCCGAUAUGCGUCUGGAGAGGAAGUAGUAACAUAGGGGAGCUGGUAGGCAGCACUGGAUUAGUAUCAGGUUGGGGCUACACCGAAACGGGAGAUGCCUCGUAUCCAAGCUACGUAUCGGCGGUAGUCCUUGGAUACCGAGAAUGCAGCCGUGCCUUCAGCCACAUAUUCUCAUCGUCUUCGCGAACGUUUUGUGCGGAUGGAAAAGGUUCGGUGCCCUGUCACGGUGAUUCCGGAAGUGGGCUAGUGUUCAACCAUGGAGGACAGUUCUUCAUCCGUGGUGUAGUGUCGAUUGGACAGCGUGAUCCUAACACCUUACAAUGCGAUGCUACAAAAUACGUCAUCUAUACCGAUGUAGCCGCGUUCUAUGAAUGGAUAAUAAGAGUUUUAUAA